Molecule: messenger RNA, 4338 nt
Organism: Bursaphelenchus xylophilus (pine wood nematode)
Lineage: Eukaryota; Metazoa; Nematoda; Chromadorea; Rhabditida; Aphelenchoididae
Source: the annotation of a GenBank genome assembly
AUGUCGCAGGAGUUAGCCCCGCUCGCCCCAAUGCGAGUCAGAAAUGACUCUGUGGAUUCUUCGAUGGCCACCUGUAGGUUGUUUUUCCAAUAUUAUUAUUGAGAUUUAGAUAUUGCUAAGCAGAUGGGAGAUCCAGGACCCUCGGCGGCAAAUCCAGACGACGAACACUUUAACAAAUUUAUAAACAAUGAGAUUUCUUAUGAAGAAUAUAUGAAAGUUAGUGGAGGAACAGCUUUCGACGAAGACAUUGCGACAACAAAUCAGGUUGCGGACAGAGAGUUGAUGCCUCCACCUAGCUCAUCUCCGCCGAAGAAGGUAUGCGUUAAUUUUGAAAGGCUAUUCUCAAAGUUUGCCUUGUCUUAUCUACAGGGUGGGCCACUCGAAACGGGUAAGUUUUGUCCUUGGAUUUCUCCGCGGAGACUCUGCCGAUUUUCCCGAAAUUUAGAUUUUUCUGUAGCUGAGACCCGCCAUUUUUAACCGGUUGAAUUUGAAAAAAAUAUAUUUUGAAUUGACCUUUCUGUGCCUUCCCAAAGUUUCGAAGAAUUAUUUUCGGGCCGAAACCGCUAAAACUUGAAAAAUUUUUGGAAUGAUUUCGAAGACUUGGUCAUUUUUCGAGUUUUUGGGUGAAAUUUUCUAAGUUUUACCUCAGAUAACCAUAAAAUAUUGUCGUAAAAACAAUUUUAUUUAACGACCUGAUUAUUAAUAUUUCUAUCUGAGUUCGAAAUGCCCAUUUCUUCUCGCAGCACAAACUUGUAGGAGCUUUGAGAGUCAUGAGAGUGUGAACAGCUCGAAUUGCAGAUCGUGAACAUCGUCUAUCUUUAAUCGGGCUGGGCUCCAAGCUUCAAUGGCUUGGAACUGGGGCUCGUUGCCAAUUGUGUGGACUUUUGCAAUCUUUUUGAAUUUUUUUUUUUUUUUUUUUUUUUUUUGAAUGUUCGUGCCCUAAUGGUAAUACAAACAACCCUCUUGUGGCUUUCAACUUGCUUUAAACAAGUUUAAGGCGAGCACUAGCAACUUUUUACUCCGCGAUUUCCCCCAAAAAAAGCCAAAAAUUUUCCAAGUCCGAGAAAGUCAAUUGAAAAUCAUUCCAAAAAUUUUCCAAGUUUUAGCGGUUUCGGCUCGAAAAUAAUUCUUCAAAACUUUGGGAAGGCACAGAAAGGUCAAUUCAAAAUAUAUUUUUUUUCAAAUUCAACCGGUUAAAAAUGGCGGGUCUCAGCUACAGAAAAAUCUAAAUUUCGGGAAAAUCGGCGGAGUCUCCGCGGAGAAAUCCAAGGACAAAACUUACCCGUUUCGAGUGGCCCACCCUGUAUGAUAGUUCAAUAUUUAGAGAAGUAAAAAAGCAAAACCAAAAUCAGUGCCGGUAGAAGCUUUAUUUUCCAAUGAUGAUCUCCCUCCAGAAGUCACAAAUCACGUCAGGAUUGAUUCAGAAUCAGGGGAAUUUGUGUUCUCUGGAACUGUAAGAAUCAAAUAUGAUUUUGUAUACUUCAAUGUUUAGAUGCAUGUUGCCCCGCAAAAAGAACUUAACGAUGACGAUGCUCCGGGACCAUCGAAGGGGCCAAGAGCAAGAAGAACUAACAAGUUGGUGUAUUUUUGAUUUUUCAUUAUAAAUUAAGGGCUAUCGACGGUCUGAUGGGACAAGCGAAUGUUGCAUGUGCGAAUCAACGGUUUGAAGAAGCUUUAUCCUUACUGAAAGAAGCCAUAAGACAGGAACCUCGAGAUCCCGAUCCAUAUCAACAAAUGGCUGAUAUUUAUUUGGACCUUGGAGAUGAGAUCAAAAGCCUCGAAUUCCGGUUGCUGGCCUGUCACCUAAAUCAACAACGAACCAAUGCUGCUGAAUGGGCUGAAGUUGGAGAAACCGCGGUCAGAUUGGGGAGGAUGGAAGUUGCUGCCGCUUGUUAUGGGAAUGGUAAAUACUGUUGCCAUUUUUAUUACUUGUUUUUAGCUAUUCGAAAUGAACCGAGUAAUUGGAUUUACUAUGAAAAACGAAUUGAGCUCCUCGAAACCUUAGGCAUCACCAAGUUUGCGAUGAAAAUACGACUUCAAGCCGCUCAAUCGGUCGAUUGUCAGACGUCGAAUGUGGAUUUUGAUUGGAUGCAAAAAUUGAUUCAAACAGUAAGUGUAAUGUUUUUGAUAUGCUAUUGUUGUUUAGGCGGCUGAGUAUUACAUCGACUGCUUGGAUGAGGAAAAAGCCACUGAAGCUCUAAAGAUAUUCUUGUUGAGAUGCCAUGAAUUCGGAAGAAUGGCUGAUGUUCAACAUUUGGCUUUACUCGGUAAGAUUAUUUUUUGUUGAUUUUUAUGAUUUUAGGUAUGUGGAUGGGCAGGAAGAAGUAUGACGAGUGUGUGAAAUCUGUUUUGGCGCUGUGUGCAGACAUCAAAGCGCUUGAUGCUGAUGGAAAAACUUUUAUAAAGGUAAAGAUGGAUGAACAUUAAAAGAACGUUUUUUCAGAUCACAGUAAGCCACAAAGGGUACACAUUCACCCCAGCUGAUUGUCUCAGCCAAAUCCACGCAAUCGAAGUCCCUGAUACCUUCAACACUCUUAUCCUGGCCAAAUUAAUUGUCUGUUUGCAACAUCUCGGAUACCUCAAACCCAUUCCAUCUUUGUUGGACGUUCUGUUGGCUCGCGCUGUUCAUCAAGAAGAUGAGAUUGUUGCCUGUAUUGAGAUCGGAAAGACGUUCCAUCAACUGGAAUACUUCAAUAACGGUGUAUUAUUUAUGGAAAGGCUAGUUCAAAUGGACCUUUUUGCUCAUCACCCGGAGGUUUUGCAUCUCUGCGGUCUUUUCGAACAAGCAAGGAACAAUUUGGAUAAGGCGUUGGAGUAUUAUCGGGAUGUCCUGGAGAUUCAGCCGAACUUUGUCAACGCGCGGAUCAAUUUAUCGACCGUUUUACAAAAAUUGGGACGAUCUGAGGAAGCCCUGCAGGCAUUAAUGGAUUAUGAUCUGGAUUUGUGCACACAAUUACCGGUAUGUUGAGGAGAUAUUACUUUUUUUGGACAAAAUAUUUUUUUAAAUUUAGGACGAAAGGUUGUUAAUCCGGCAAGCCGAUGUUCUGAAGGGCCACAAACAAGUAGAACAAUACAUCAGAUGUCUGCGAAUGUUACUCAUCCCUUAUUUUUACCCAAUCUACAAGUUUCAAAACUUUACAAAAAGAUCGAGGACAAAAUUAGGUAAUUUUUCUUCUAUUUGUAUCGUAUAUAUGACGCGAAAACCUUUUAACCUCACAUAUUUAAGUGCAUUGUUCAACCCUCUACCGCACAAUGAUCGAAGCCAUGAGAGGAACACAGAUCGAGCGUCUUAUCAAACGUCUGGGGGCUAUUGCUUAUUCAGAAGAACGGCAAGACGGAUCUCUCGGCCAAACAGAACUCCACGAUUAUUGUCUGAUGCUGGUUGAAGCUUUUCAUGAGACUGGAAGGUACAUAGAGAUGGCUGAGAUUGUUUAUCUGGCGAAUAUGCAACCAGAACUACAGAAGUCAACCAUUACCACCUUCAUGAACUUGGUCUUGUACUCAUCUUUGAAGGCGAAACAUUAUGGAGUGGCCUUUGAAUACCUCAGAAACCUCUAUGCAAAUAUGCCGGUGGGUUUUUAGGCGAUUAAAAAAGUGAAUUUGACGUUUAUUAUUUUGUAUCAUGCAUGAUUAUAGGCGAAAGUUCAAAAACUCGAAUUUGAAGAUAAAAUAAACUAUCAGGAGCGUAUUUAUAACGCAAUGAAUUACGUCUUUGUGAGAGACCAGAAUAUUGCGUAUCAUCGGUUUAUAAUGAGAGCGGAAGCCAAAUUCCCAGAAGAGGAACAACUUCAGAUGAUAUCAGGGAACAAUUCGUUGGUGACUGGCUCUUAUCGACACGCCCUAAGUGAAUAUCUCAAGUUAUGGGUGAAGAAUCCUGAAGAUCCAAUGGCGUGUUUGUUGGUUGGGCUUACUUUUGUACAUAUGUCUUGCAAAAAGGAUAUCAGCAGUAGGCAAAUGCUACUGGUUAGAGUGAGUUGUUGGUUCUUGAGACCUACAGGAUACACUGACUACUGAUUUACACCUAUAAAACAAAUUUAGGGAAUGGCGUUCAUGUCCAAGUACCAGAAAUUCCGUGGCGGUCCGAAUCAAGAGACCAUGUACAACAUGGCCCGGAUGUUGCAUCAAGUGGGCAUCCUCGCCGGAGCAAUUUAUUUCUACGAAAAGGUGUUGCAUGAGACAGAAGCACCGAUAAUCCAAACAGAUUUCGGUGAAGUCGAAACGGGUCACAAGUACGACCUCAAGAGACUGGCCGCCCAUAAUUUGGCCUUGAUCUACGAAACAAGCGGCAAUCUUCCGAUGGCUAGACACAUUCUGGAGACAUUUUGUGUCAUCGAAUGA